ACAAAAAGUCCAGAAAUAUAUUUUGUUUUAAAUAACGACAAUAAGCUGUCUGUGAAGUAAGUUCUUUCUCUGCAUCAAAAAUCUCUGAUUAAUAAGCUCUCCUCCACAAUCCUCUCUCUAUAUCUCUCUCCGCGGAGUCUCCGAAGCUUAACUGAAGGAACCAAAAAAAAAAUGCAGUCGUCAACGUUUACGGUUAAAGGAAACGCCGCGUUUGCGUUUCAGCGACGGACCUUCUCUAACCUCCUCAACAGAUCCGCCACUACCACUACCACUACCGUAUCUUCCUCCUUCGCACCACUCCACCUCCACUGCUGUGCUUCGAAAGCGAUGGGAGCGAAGCUCGCUCGCGGCGAGAACGGGAUCCAAACCGUUAUGAAUCUCUCUUCCGUCAAGGCUCGAUCCAUCAGAGCCCAAGCCUCCUCUGGUGGUGUUGGUGAUGAAGAAGAAGCUGUACCUCUGAGAUCCGAAGGGAACAGCUCCGGCACCGUUUUGCCGUUCGUUGCCGUUGCUUGCCUCGGUGCUAUAUUGUUUGGUUAUCAUCUCGGGGUUGUUAAUGGUGCUCUUGAGUAUCUUGCUAAGGAUCUUGGUAUCGCUGAUAACACUGUUCUGCAAGGAUGGAUCGUUAGCGCGCUGCUUGCUGGUGCAACGGUUGGUUCAUUCACCGGAGGUGCAUUAGCUGACAAGUUUGGACGAACUAGAACGUUUCAGUUGGAUGCUAUCCCGCUUGCCAUUGGAGCUUUCUUAUGUGCAACGGCUCAGAGUGUGCAGACUAUGAUUGUGGGACGUCUGCUCGCAGGAAUUGGAAUCGGGAUCUCGUCAGCUAUUGUACCACUUUACAUAUCCGAGAUAUCCCCAACUGAAAUCCGUGGAGCACUCGGAUCUGUGAAUCAGUUGUUCAUAUGUAUAGGAAUACUUGCAGCCUUGAUAGCUGGAUUACCUCUUGCAGCAAACCCUCUAUGGUGGAGGACGAUGUUUGGUGUUGCUGUCAUCCCUUCCGUUCUGUUAGCCAUAGGAAUGGGUUUUUCUCCAGAGAGUCCAAGGUGGCUUGUUCAGCAAGGAAAAGUUUCUGAAGCUGAAAAGGCGAUCAAAACUCUGUAUGGUAAAGAAAAAGUGGUUGAACUAGUGCGUGACUUAUCAACCUCUGGCAAAGGUUCUUCUGAGCCAGAGGCAGGAUGGUUUGAUCUAUUCAGCAGCCGCUACUGGAAAGUUGUAAGUGUGGGUGCAGCUCUCUUCUUGUUUCAACAGUUAGCUGGGAUAAACGCAGUGGUGUACUACUCUACAUCAGUGUUCCGUAGCGCUGGAAUCCAAUCUGAUGUUGCAGCUAGUGCUCUCGUUGGAGCAUCAAACGUCUUUGGUACUGCUGUUGCUUCGUCCUUGAUGGACAAAAUGGGAAGGAAAAGUCUUCUGCUCACAAGCUUCGGUGGAAUGGCUUUGUCGAUGCUUUUGCUCUCUUUAUCCUUCACAUGGAAGGCUCUUGCUGCAUAUUCUGGAACCCUUGCCGUUGUUGGAACUGUUUUGUAUGUCCUGUCAUUCUCACUUGGUGCUGGCCCUGUUCCGGCUCUUCUCCUUCCAGAGAUAUUCGCAUCCCGGAUCAGAGCAAAAGCUGUUGCUCUUUCUCUCGGCAUGCACUGGAUAUCAAACUUUGUGAUUGGACUCUACUUCCUAAGCGUUGUGACUAAAUUCGGAAUCAGCAGUGUCUACUUGGGUUUCGCAGGAGUAUGUGUCCUUGCCGUCAUCUACAUUGCAGGAAACGUGGUGGAGACUAAAGGACGGUCACUUGAGGAAAUAGAGCUUGCUCUUAACUCCGGAGCUUGAAAUUCAGAAAAAAAAACAAAAACCCACUCUGUUUCACCAAUCGAUCUUGUGAGUCUCUCUUUCGUUCAUGCUCUUUGAAUAACUUGUACAAUGGACUAAGUAAGUAAAUCAAUAAUGAGAAAUCGAUUCAUCACCA
Molecule: messenger RNA, 1951 nt
Organism: Raphanus sativus (radish)
Lineage: Eukaryota; Viridiplantae; Streptophyta; Magnoliopsida; Brassicales; Brassicaceae
Product: plastidic glucose transporter 4
Exons: 14
Coding region: 172-1815 (547 amino acids)
Biological process (GO): carbohydrate transport; transmembrane transport
Cellular component (GO): membrane
Molecular function (GO): carbohydrate:proton symporter activity
Source: RefSeq, a predicted model, not a curated record